ACCAACAAAGACACAGCGAACGCCAUUAAAGAAAUUUUGGAAAAGAGCACCCCCAGGCUUGUUUCUGUUUCUAAGAAUUCAUUCCAGAACCUGAAAGUCAUCAAGAAGAACAUGGAUGCCAUCAAGCUGGCCAAAGCCAACCCUCACCUAGCUAAUAAUGCCAAGCGUCUCAUGACAACAGGGACAGUGUCAGCCCAAAAAACAAAACAGGUGCAGAAAGCCUUUGGAGGCACUGCUCUGGCAAUGACCAAAAGAGCCAGAAUCAUGGGUGCAGCCACAGCAGGCCUCUCCCUUGUGUUGGAUGUGGUCAGCCUUGUGGAAGACUCAAAGCAUUUGCAUGAGGGAGCGAAGGCUGAGUCUGCUGCAGAGCUGCGGAAGCAGGCUCGGGACCUGGAGCAGAAGUUGCAGGAACUCAUCCAGGUCCAUGACAGCCUGACUCAGUAA
Messenger RNA from Cricetulus griseus (Chinese hamster), 444 nucleotides. NCBI's taxonomy places the organism in Eukaryota, Metazoa, Chordata, Mammalia, Rodentia, Cricetidae. The record is from RefSeq and is a predicted model, not a curated record.